GCUGAUAAUUGUCCUCAGAUCACCACCUCAAGCACUUCACGAGUAGGACCAGGUCAAAGUGACGGUUUUUCGGUCCGGUCAGUACUAAAAGUUACCCUUCUGGGAAGUGAGUGGAAUUCCUCAGAAGGUGGUUUGUCAACAUUAAACAGAGAACUUGCCAUUUACCUUUCAAAACAUCCCAAAGUGGAAGUAACAUUGCUAGUUCCCGAGGGAGUUUGCAAAGAUGAGGAAAAAAGAGAAGCUGGAAACAAUGAAAUUACCAUUGUUGAAGCAGAGGAACAAACAGGGUAUGAUCCCCUUGACUGGUUAAACUUCCCGCCUAAAGACCUCAGCAUCGAUGUCAUCAUUGGGCAUGGUAAGAAGCUUGGCCGGCAAGUACAAGGUAUACGAAAUUUUGCCCAAUUUAAGAAUUGUAAGUGGGUACAAGUGGUGCAUACUGCCCCAGAAGACCUUGGCAAAUUCAAAGACUACAGUAAUCCCACUUCAAAAGGUGAAAGAAAGCAUCGGGUUGAAGUUGACCUUUGUAAGCGUGCAGAUCUUGUCAUGCCUGUUGGACCCCGACUCACAGAGCUUUACUCUUCCUAUUUACAGCGCUACAAAAAAGAAAUGGACGUGUUUUCAUUUACUCCAGGACUUUUUGAAAGGGAAUUUGGGGAUUUAGAACAAGAUGUCAAUAACAAUGCAGAUUUUAAAGUGUUAAUUUUUGGACGUGGGGAUGAGGAAGACUUUGAUCUUAAAGGGUACAGCAUUGCUGCAAAGGCAUUUACUGACCCACGAUUGAAAAGGAAACCUUAUGAACUGAUCUUUGUUGGUGCACCUGAGGAAAAACAAGAAGAGAUUAGAAGAAGACUUCUGCAAUGUGGUGUUGCUAAAGAACAGCUGACUGUCCGAAAAUUUCUACAAAACAGGGAUGAAAUAAAAGAUUUGCUGUGCGAAGCUGAUCUUGCCAUUAUGCCGUCAAAGUCAGAGGGAUUUGGUCUUGCUGCCCUCGAGGCCUUGUCUGCAGGUUUACCCAUUCUUGUAGGCAGUAGGUCAGGAUUUGCAAAAGCUUUAGAGAAAAUUCUUCAUGGUCAUUCAUACAUCGUAUAUUCAGAUGAUCCUGCAGAAUGGGCAAAAGCAAUAGAAGCUGUUCGUACUUGGCAUGGAAUGAGGCUUCAAGAGAUUAAAUCAUUGAGAGCAUUGUAUGGGGAGAUGUACAGUUGGAAGGAGCAAUGUGAAGCCCUUGUGGAAAGGAUGUGGAAAAUAGUUUAUGGUAGGAUAUUUUUAGUACAUGAAGUAUAAUAAGCCAUGAAGUUCAAUUAUCGUGGUACAGCGAGGUUCUUAACGUGUCACAACAGACGUUCAGUUUUUCACUGCAGCUCGUUGAAAAGUGCUCUGUUAGCUAGGCGUACUAGCUCUCUAUUAUUUUGUGUUUUUGACUGUACAAUUGUAAAUCUCCCUACGUAUAGGCAAUUUACAAAUGCUGCUUGAGAUUGGAUUAUUCAAAAAAAAGAAAGAAAGAAAAAAAAACAGAAAAGAAAAGAAAUCAAAAUUGCAUUAAGUCUGGGCUAUCCCAUCCUAUUUCUACAACAAAAGAUGUAAUAUGUUGCUCUAAUGGCUAUAUUUAUCAUUUUCUUGAUUAUAUAAAGUUGCUGCUUUUUGUCAAUGCCAAUGUCACUCAUCACGUCUAAGAGCGUGGAGCAUUCAUCGGAGAAAACGGCAAGGGAACUCAUGAGCAGAUUUACAAAUUUCACACAUCUGUAAUUUCUACUCAUUUCUUUAUCAAGUUCAGAUAUUUUUCUUUUUUACCCACUGCAUUGUUAUUAAUGUUGGACUCGAAACCAACUGCUAAUUCUAGAACAUAUAGAGACUUGGACUGGAAUAGGAAAAGAAGAUCUGGCCCCAGUUGUUCAAAAGCUGGAUAGCUCUAUCCAUCGGAUAAAUCACUAUCCAGUGGAGAAGUAUUAGGGAAACCAAUUGCACUAUCCACUGGAUAGAGAUUUAUCCGCUGGAUAGCGCUCUCCAUCUUUUGAACAACUGGGGCCUAGACAAUAAUUUUCACCAGUUAUUAUUAAGGGAUUCAGAAAACCAUUAACAUCUGCAUAGAGUGAAGAGUGAACAUUAACUACGGGUUGACGUGACUUGGCAAUGAAGUUAAGGAUUGAGUCGUGUCUCCAGGUAAGGCGAUCAAGAUACUAGGGAGUUUAAGAUACGGUGACUACGGACUACGACUACGGUUUAUCAUGCUACUGCGCAUGAUCAAAACCACGUGACUGUUUAUUUUUCCCGCGUAGUCCUGCGGCUACGGUGAGUUGUUGAGCUGUUUCGCGUAGUCGGGACUACGGAGAACAUUUUGCUCGCAUUUUGCCGUCUCGGUAAUUCAAGAAUCUCGUCUUUUCGUAAGAAAGUUUUCAAUUCACCUGCUUUAAGUGAGGGAGAAGCGAAUUAUGUAAGUUGUGCCUAAUUUCUGCUCAGAUUUACGUUUUUAAUCCAUCGUUGUGACUACAUUUUUAUCUAGCUAAGCUCAUAUUUAAAGGAGCUUAGCUGUUUAUACGCAGAAUUCAGAUUGAUGGCCGAGGAGAAGAGAAAUCAUGCAGGUAAUUUACUUUCUCUCCGCACUUGAAAAGUUUCAAUGUUUGUUCGAACUGAUUAGUGUGCCUUUCUACUUGUGUGACCUUUGUUUAUGCGAGUUUUUGUAUCGCAUUUGCUGAAUGAAAAUGAUGUAAACAUCUUCGAGACAAUCGAAACUCGGCAUUUCAAUACUUCAAACUACAUCAGAUCAGUAGUCGGAGAAGUCCAUCUUCUAAAUCUAAUAAAUGAGCUAUUACUAUUUCUGUCUAUUUCUUUAAUAUUUUACAUAAGUAUUCAUGGGCGAAAAAGAUAAAAUCUGUGCAACCAAAACUUUGUUUAUCAAUUUCACCCGAGCUACGGUGAUGGAACACAAGGAGUAGGCGAAUCGACUUGUACGUAAUUGCUUCCUUCAAGUAUGGAAGAAUUUUUUCAUUGUUCUAAAGAUAAGAUCACAUGCAAAACUGACUUGCAUUUUUGUGAAAUGUGAUGAAAACAAGAAAAUCUUUCGGUGUUGUUUCCCUCUCCGCCUCUUCUCUCGUAGUCUACCGUCUGUAGUGCAAUCGUAACGUUCUAUAUUUUCACGACUCAAUCCAGUGCUACAAACAAACGACAACGCUCGUCCAGCCGUAGUUCGUAGUCCGUAGUCUCCGUAUCUUAAACUCCCUACUGUUGACAACCAGCGACGACUUGAAGGAGUGAAUGAGUAAUAAUGAUAAUGAUGAUGAUAAUAAUAAUAAAAAUAAUAAUAAUAAUAAUGAUAAUAAUAAUAAUAAUAAUAAUAAUAAUAAUAAUAAUAAUAAUAAUGACGGCGACGACGAUGAGGAUGAUGAUAACAAAUGGUACCAGAAUCAGCGCCAGAGUGUGUUGGAGACGGAUAAGAUCAAAGUGUUGUGGAACUUCAACACACAGUGCGACCACAUAAUAGAGGCUAGAAUACCGGAUAUUGUGGUUGUAGGGAAGGAGGAUAGAUUCUGUAAAAUAAUCGAUGUUACCGUACCAGCUGACUGCAGAAUUAAUUCAAAGGAAAGUGAAAAAAAACAACAACAUUAGAAGUAUCAAGAACUCAAGCCUGAGUUAUUUUUUAAACUGCGUACCGAAAAUAACUUGUUUAUGCUCUAAACCCUCUCAAAUAAAGCAAACCAAUAUGGUACAGUAACAAUAAGUCUAUUGUGUAGGAGCAUUAGUACAAUUAGGGCUACAAUUGAUUAACUAACUACCCGGAUUCUGAAUUUCAUGGUCAUUGAAAAACUGUGACAUUAUCUUUUAUAAGCCCAAACUUAAGUAAACAUAGAAGAUUUUUACCGUUUUGGCUGAGUUUGUGCUUUUGGGAGUUUUCUAUCGUUUCUAGUCUGUCAUGAUACAGCAUUCUUGUUCAGCACGCGCGCAAUGACCGCGCUUGGCUGACUUCCGAAUGCUCACCGAGAUAUGAUAAUUUUGGUACGGUGAGACAGGCGAUCGAGAAAUGCUACAUAAUCUCUAACCCGAUUUUCUGUGAUAAGUUAUUUACACCAAUUUGUUAUUGUAACGAAGCUUUUGUCAUUAUUUUUUUACAGGGUCCUCUUUGGAAAAUAAAAAAUGUGGAAGAAUAGACUUCCCUGCUCGUGACGAGCAGCUUGUUUCCCAAACAUCCCUUGGUAGUAACUCUGAAAAGAAAUCUGAUGCUGCAUCAGGAAAUCAAACUGAAGAAUACACAGUGGAAGUCCAGCAGUACCAAAACAGCCGUAAGCGUAAAAUUUCAGGAUCUUACUGUGAUCCAGGUAUGGAACUUUUUUCUUGCUGCUGCCUACUGGCACAACUGAAGGGUGAGGUCAUUUGUAAGAUUUUACAGAGGUACUUUUUAUGACAGGGCUUUUUACUGUUUGAACUUUUAUCUUAGCAGUGUUAAAACCGAUUCGAAAGAUUGCCAUGAAUGAAAUAUUAAACUGUUAACCUAUCGAUCUACUGAUAGUUUUUUUUUUCCAAAUUUUCAGCGUUAUAUUUAGUACAUGCAUGGUGAGAAAAGAAAUAUUGCAUUAAGACCUGCUCAACCUCGUUUCCGGAGACGAGGAGGAGAGGAUCCUGGGAACGAGGUUGGAGACCUGAUUAGGAUUCUGCCGAUAUUUCGAUAAGAAAUUUCUCAGUGAUGUUACCUUUCGUUUUCAGACAUUGUUACUAGGCACUGUUAUCAAGACCUGAGCGAUGAACAGGAAGAAAUAGUGCAUGAAACUGUGACAAGACAAAUACAAGUUUACACUAAAUAUCGAAGGGUUUCAACCGCGGAAGGAGUGUCUGCUCUGAUUGAACAUAUACAGAAUACGUACAACUUGGCCUUGAAAUCUGUUGGCAUCGGAUCUCUCGAAUUAACAUUUCUGUGCACCUCACUGGAGAGCCUUGAAAGUUUGUGGAGUGACUAUCAGUCUGGUCAUCUUAAUGUCAUUGCCGAGAGAUACCUUGUGACCGAUGACAUAAAGAGGAAACUCAACUUGCAAAUUGUCAGGUUAAAGACAUUUAUUGAAGAAGAAAACUAUCAAAAUUGCCAGAAGAUUCUAAGGGAAAAAUCAUGUGAGUUUAAAGCCCCCUAACAGUUUAAGUUGCAGAUAAAACUAAAAUAAUUUGAUCAAUGCCAUUCGCUCACAGUGAACUAAAAUUGACUGGGUAUCUGCUUUACUAAAUUCCUUAGAUCUAUCCGGGAUCGAACGAAAUAGGGCUUCGUGGCCGUUUUGGAGAGUUUAAUUGCUAUACGUCUUGAUUGACCAUAAGGCAGAUGCGUCUGAGUUUGUGGUUACAAUUCUGAAACAGCUUUUCCUAUUUACCUGAAAGAUUAACUAAAAUACAUGAAAGCAAAAUAGAAUAAGGUAAGCAUUCAUAACAAACGUGGGGUAGCUAACUAACUUUAUCUCAUUGUGUGUUUGCAGUGUUAACAAGCAGCAGUGGCUUUUCACCCUCAACUGAAUCAGAUCAAGAAAAAGAGGAUUCAUUACUGAUUGACACAAGCUCAGAUGAUCCAAAGGUCGGAUAGUAUUUCAUUGCUAGAUAAUAAACCUUUUUCAAACUGGCCGAUUGAAAUGUUCUUAAAACAUAGCCAGUCUUAACGUCUUAUUGAUGCUGACAGUUUCGAUGACUGUCAGCCAUCUUUAUCAAAACUUGAAAAACAAACUGUAGUUAGUUAAGUGCCAAUUGAAAGUAGUUAGUUAAAUGCCAAUUAAAAGAUGUUGAUCAGUUCAAGAUUUCUGCCAACGUAUUUGAGAUAAAGACGCACGUAAUUUAUUCUACUGUAAGAGCUACUUUUUGAGCGAACCGGAACAACUGUAAACGGACGUCAAUUUGUCGUACCUACUCAGUAAAUAGCGUUACUUCUAACAAUAACACAGCUUUUGUUAUAGAAUUACACAAGUCAGUCAAUUUUACAUCAUCAAGAAAUAUUUUUUUAGAGGUGCCAAAGUUUGACCCUCUCCUUACCCUGCGGCCGUAAUCAGAAACAUAUACAAACAUAUAACGUUGGAAGGGGAAAUUGCUUAGUAGUUAGAGUGUAAUGAAGUGAAUUUUACGCUGAAAUAAUCACAUGGUUUUUGAAAAAGGUAGUUGGUAUCAUUCUGCCUUGUAUCCUACCAAAAACGUCCAACCGACUAUGUUUUAUGAGAUCAGUCAAAUGAAGGUGUGAACACAGUGGAAAUAACAAGGCAGUCAUGAGUCUUGUAAUUGCACAAUAAAAGUCUUCUUAAAGAACGGUAGUUUAAUUUCAUCAUUUUGCGCGUAUACUCCAUACAUAACGUUUCUCUCCUUCACAGUUGCAUUUAACAGGACUUUGUCUUAUGUUGUAGUAUAAAAGUGUUCUCUUCUUAUAAUUUUUUCAGGACAGGAAGCAGGUUAUGACCAAUAUUGCCGUAGCUGAAAAGGCAAAAGUAAGUUCAGUGGGAUAUGUAGUGUAGUGUGCACUCGUUAACCGACUUCCACAGAAAUUAAAACUCGGCAGGCACGUGUUUAUUAUGAGUUGCUGCAUCGUUAUUUUACGGAAUAAUAGUGAGUUCCUUUGUAGUGGGUAGUAACUUUUGAGGACUUGUGCUCAUUUUUGAGUCAACCUCCUAAAAUACAGAUACAGAUAGUAAACCUAUCAAACUGAAGAUUCACGCUUGCUUGCAUAUGAUGUGGGGCUUUUCGAAAUAGCGUAUCGGCCAUCAUCUUUUCAGAUUUUGUUACUCUUAUACUGUGAAUUGUGGGCACGGUUAGGAAAAGGCAAAAUUAGGUUUUAACAACUGCCGGUGAAUUCAAUUUCCCUCCGUAAAAAAGUUGAAAAGCUGAUGUUUCGACGAUUUUUGCCAUUCUUCCAAUACAUAGUCAAGCAAAUCGCCUAGUAAAGGGACUUCACUGCCAGAUUCACAUUGGUCCCGAAGAAAAUAGUUAUACUUCCGAACUCAAGGGAAAAAGACUAACUGGUUUCCCGAGGGACAUAUUAAGGACUUUAAGAUCCAACGACGCGACGCUUAAAAAGUGAAUUUGCAUUCCUUUAUUCCUAAUAGCAAUUAUUCCUACCCACUUACUUUGUCAAAUGUAGGCGAACCCUCCUGAAGCUGAAUUUCAAGGAACCAUAGCCAAGCUCAGAAAGAGAAGUAAAGUUUCGUAGUUGCUUGAAUACGACCACCAUAAAACGCAAAAUUAGGCAUUUUCACGUCGUGGCGUCCAAAAACAGAAAAGAAAUGUACAAAAAAGCGUGAUGCACGUGCGAAGUUGUUGUUUUGCUAUUAAACCAAUUGGGUUUUUUUUUGACGUUCUCGUCGCCGUCCGCGUCGUUGGAUCUUAAAGUCCUUAAUAUUAAGUGCUUUGCUAUAUUUCUAGACUUUCACUUCAACAGCGGCAAAGAAUGACUGGAACGGAUCAAAAUCAUGUCGACUCGUUUCUUAUAGUAACACAAGUUAAAUUUUCAAAACCGCUGAAUACGUGUUUUCAAAUAACUUUCCUUCCGUCAUUUCCACCUUGCUUCUCCACUAUCUCCUGUUUCUUCUUGGAUAACUUUAAAAAUCUUUGCUUUUUAGCUUGAGACUCCGUGUUUGUGAUGUUGUGAUCACCAUAGGGAUCCCACACUCUUAUUUGCGAACUGCAAAUGGAAAUAAAAUGAGAGACAAAAACUUACCUGUUCUAUUUUUGAAACUGCUGCGGAGAAAAGUGAAAUGGAAGUUGUUCUAGGAUGCAAAAACAAUGUUCGUGUCGACGCUUUGACUUCACAAUGCUUUAUUUUAUUAGGGACUGUGCAAUAAUUAUCAGGAGGUGGGGAUGAAAAACUAGAGGGGGGCAUUACAUAAAAUUGCUGCCAAGAUAGGGGGGGCUUAAAGUAAAAUCACUCAUUUGACGGAGGGGGUCCUUAAGUUUUAUUCGAAAUGUAAAUAAAAUUAAAGUAACAAAAGAUUCUCAAUACAGGCAUCAUGAUAGACUGUAACAAAUAUCAAUACGAACAGCUGUUAAACGAUUGUUGAAAAUAUUCCAUCAAAAUAAAAAGCAAAUUCACAAUUUUAACCCGUCUUCUGAUUGAUUGAGCUGAUCGUAUGUAAAACAAAAAUCAUGAACUUGUUUUUCAGCUUCCCCCAUAAAACAAUGGGAAUCAAAUAGAUCUCGUAGACAAGCUUUGUCGGUUUUUGAUGUGAAUAAAAGUAGUGUUUCUUCAUCGACUGAAUCGAUUUGCUGAAUUCCAUUUAUAUAUCUGGCUCAUAACAAAGUUCAACACGCUCUCCUCCCAAGGAUCUAAAUAUAAUGCAAGCUCUUUUUUGUCUGUUAUUUGAAGCGUUCAAUCUCCUGUUCUUUGAUUUUCUUUCUCUGCUCCUUUCUCUUUCUGGCUUCAAAAGUUUUAGAUUUUGAGCCAAUGUAGUAAGCACCCCGGUACUUAACAAAUGCUUUGUCUAAAUCUUCAAUCAAGCGAUCAACAUCCUUCUCGAUACUAGAUGUUACAUAAUAACGUUUGUCAUUAUUGAAGCUGUGAUGGCAGCUCAGUCCAGUUUUGAGUUUACCAGUGUUUUCAGAGAAGAGGCUGUCGUAAAAGGUAUUUUCUUAAAGGCACCUAUGGUAAUGGUGGCGGUGAGGGGUGGGUGUGGGUGGUUGAUCGGAGGGCGGUGCGACGUUAUUUUUAACAUAACAGAGGGUGGUUAAAACUAAUUUUUUUUGUUUUGGAGGGGGGUACUGUCUAAGUUUUUGCUAGAUAACUCUAGGUUUUUAGCCCCCCCCCCCCCCCUCCUGAUAAUUAUUGCACAGUCCCUUAUUAUCGUCUCGCGUUUUGCUGUUUGGACCAGUUUACCACGCAAUGCCGCGCGAGGUAACAUCCCACGAUAACCAUUCUAGUUAAAACGAAUACAGCAAGGCAAUACCUGGGUAUAUAUGCAAUCGAACUUGAAACAAUCUCAGAACUUACGCAGAAAAGCACAAGAAACUCUCAGACGUCAAACGCGAAGAUAACUUCCGGUCCAGUCAACUGGAGGCAUUCAUAUCUCCAAAAGUCAGUAAUCCAUUUCUGAUCAUUUUGAAUGCGAAGAUUUUUGUUUUAAAUAGAAAUAAGUGGAACACCAUAUAUUUUAUCCCUUCAACUGUUGUUGGGUUAAAUUUUGUGUAAAAACCGCACGUUAUACUUUAGUACGGCCUGGAAAUAAAUCGGUCCUCAAAUUAAUUUUAUCCCUUGUCUCUUUUCUGUCUCCCUCUCUCGCGCGCUAGUAAUCAGCAGGGAAACGCGAGACAAUAAUAACAACCGCGUGACACCAAAAGUGAUAUGGGAAACAAACCACGUUAAAAUAAAGCAUUGUGAAAUUAACUCAAAACGCCGACACAAACAUCGUUUUUGCAUCAUAGAACAACUUCCAUUUCACUUUGCUCCGCAGCAGAUUCAAGAACAGAACAGAUGAAUUUGUAUCUCUCAUUUCAUUUGUAUUUGGAGUUAACAAAUAAGAGUGUGGGUUCCCUAUGUGUUCAGUCACGAAAGUGAAAAAUGGCAGUGUUUUUCCUGCCAUAUGUCACACACGCCACUUAUCACGGCAUGCUUUGAUCACGUUCUGCAACGCAUCCCGGGCGGGCGGGGUGCAAUGGCUCAAACGUAUCGCGAUCGGGACUCAUAUAAUUUUAGCCGCGGGCACGUGACUAAGAAUCAACAAGAGACAAUAAUCUAAAGCUUAACGCGCAAACCGACGCAACAUUGUUGGCCAACAACUCCCCAGAUUGUUGGAUGUUACAUGUUGCGUCCGUUUGCACUUUCUUUUGCAUGUUGUUGCGAGUUGUUGCGCAAGGUUUGAAACCGGUCAAACUUUUAGCCCCGUGCAAACGGACCCAACAUUGUUUGGAGUUGUUGCGUGCGUUUGCACGUAGCUUAAGAGAGCGAAUCCCUAUGCCCCAUGAUAAUUAUUUAAAAUCUAUUUAAAGCUCUCUUGCGUGUCGCGAAGAUUAUUUUUGUCUGUCAUUGUUGUUGUUGUUGUUGUUGUUUUUGUUUUUACACUUCUAUUGGGGUAAAGCGGCAAUCAUGAAACAAUUAACAAGACGACAUAUGAUUAACGAAAUAAAAUAAAAAUAAUUAAUUAUAAUUACAAGAAUAAUUAAAAAACAAUUGCGGAUCCCCAAAAGGGCAAGUGCAAACUGGACCCUAGACCCAUGAAAGGCACCGCCCAAUUUUUAAAUAGCUUAAUUUACCCCUGGAAAAAACAAACAAACAAACACAAACAGAACAAAACAAAAUUUAAGUCAAAAUCGAGAUGUACGUUAACAAAAAAAGUGAAAAAAAACAACAAACAACAAACAAAACAAGAAAGUGGAUGUGGUAGGCACAGUCACUUCGACCUAUGACAGUGACAGGUCAUCACUAAAAUCCAUCUGCAAGAGCUUUCCACUUCAUAGGUAUUAACAAGUGGUGAACAUAGUUUUACAAACAAAAUGCUGAAGAGAUUGCGGACCAGAGAAACUACUAAACGGACUUAGUGAACAGACAAAAUUCAAUAACUUAGUAAUAUCAUUAAAAUAGAAAGCCUUAAAACUACUGGUUCUGCAAAGAGGAGUUUUCAAAUUGAAAGAAUUACUUUGUCUGGUACGGCCGUGAGAAAUAAACGAUGUAUGUUCUAGAACAUCAAUGUCAGUAAAGCCAAAAAGGCAUUUGUAGAAAAAGACUGGAUCCUUAAGUUCCCUGUCCAAAACAAGAGGCAGGAGGUUCAGCGUGACAAGUCUUUCCUUAUAGGACAUUUCGUCCACCAGGGUCUGAAGAAUUCAUCGUAUGGCGCGCCUUUGAACACGUUCGAUCUUCGCCCUCAACGAGUACUGGUUUGGCGACUACACUUGAGUCGCGUAGCUCAACUGGGACUUUCCCAGAGGCAGAGCGUCCGCCGCACAUUGACGUCCAUUUAGAGAGGGCAGGCUCUCUUCAGAAGCCCGAGGGACUUGUUGGCCUCAGUGACGAUGUUAUGGAUGUGAGUUCCCCAAGACAGGGAGUUAGUGAUAGUGACUCCGAGAUCUAUCUUCCCAGUAACUCGCUUAAGGUGUACACCAUCAGGCUUGUAACUGUAACACAAGAGCUUCUUCUUUCUCGUAACGCUUUGUGCUUUGCAUUUGGACGCAUUGAAGCAAAUGUUGUUCUCUUUACUUUAAUGUUCCAUGUUUGAAAGAGUUAUCUGUAAUGCCAAGCAAACUAGUUCCGAACCAAUGCAGUUAAUUAUUUUUGUGUCACCUGCGUAAAGAGCAGUCGUAACCUUUCCUUCGGAUCAAUGCAUUGGGGAGGUCAUUAAUGAAAACUUGUAAAGAGUAUUGGACCUAAGAAGACUUCCCUGCAGAACAACAGACGCAACAGGGGCCCAUUGCGAGGCUGCGCCAUCAACCACCACACGUUGGACCCGCCCACUCAGGUACUUCUUGAAGCAGAAAAAAAUUGUCCAGAGACACCGUAUGCACUCAGCUUGGCAAGAAGGAUGUUAUGGUCAACGGAGUCAAAAGCCUUUGCAAAGCCCAAGUAAAUAAUAUCCGUCUGCAUGUUCUAGUCUAAAUAUUCCCUGAUUUCGUGCAGAACAGAUAGAAGCAGAGCAACACAUGAGCGGUUCCUUAAAACCCGUCCUAUAGAUGAGUUAUGACGUUAUUUAGAUGUUCGUUAAGGCGAUUGAAGUCGCUCCUCAACUUUGCUCACAAUGGGCAGGAGCGAGAUGGGCCGAUAAUUUUUCCGAGCCUCCUUUGAAUUCUUCGUGUGGGUGGAUGUUAAGUCCGCAGAUUUCCAAUCCUUAGGAAUUUGACCGGUGCAGAGUAUUUGGUUAAAGAUCGCGCACGAACUCGGGGCGAUUUGGUUGCUGCAUUCCGUUAACAGCCGCGAGAGAAUUCCAUCAGGGCUGUCAGCUUUCGGUGUGUCUAGUCUGUUUAGACAAUUUGUUACUUCUCUAACUGAUACUUCAGCAUGCGAGAGGUCUGUUACGGCCCUCCGCACACCAGUUACACUGCUGUCUACGCAGCAAGUUGCAGGUCGAACGACUGAAGUACUUGUUGAAAACUUCCGCUUUGUCUACAUUUUUCUCAGCAACCUCACCCUUGUAUGUGAUGAUGGGCUUCGCACCGGUCCUCCCUUUCAGAAACGCCUAGGGAUAGCUCCAAAAGUGCUUGGGAUUAUCCCUGAUAGAAGACUCGACUUAAGCCAAGUACUGGCGGUGCUUCACACGAAUCAGGAUCUUAAUUUCUUGGCUCACAGAACGCAGUUUCUGCCUUCGCACAUCGCUUCCGUUCUGACGAAAUUUCCUUAAAUCUGCAUAUAGGUAGCGUACCUCACCAUCUAUCCAAGGAGGAGAGUUUGAACCUCGGAAAGUCUUCGCUGGGAUUUUCUCUCUCACCGCAGAUAAAAACAGGUUCUUCCAGUUUGCCCAGUAUUCAUCAAUGUCAUCGACCUGGCGAUGUCAAAUGGCACCCUUUCCGGGGUCUCCUAGCCUCCCACGCAGGCGUUUUUAGUUGAUCUCGUUUUUCAUUCCUCCCCACAAACGCCUGCUCAACCGAAAACAGCAUUUCUUUCCCAUUGUUUUAUUUGCGUGGUAAGUGACCAAUCAACAGUUGUGCAAUAAAGUGUUGACAGGCUAAACGCGACUAAAACGUGACCCUAGAGUUACCGUUUUCCUUCUUUUCUUUCCUUCGCUAAGGUUAUGCAGUGCAUGGAGUAUUCUAAAAUUUGACUAAAUCUUAUUUUUGCCGCUCUGAAUCUGACAUUUAUUAGAGGUCAGAAAGCUUUCCCAGUGUUUUUUGCAGAUCGAGUAAUUAUCAGAUUACCUUGCGGUCAAGGUCAACUUUCCAGAAUUUGGAAAGUACAACGUGAUUGGCUAAGCAUGGGAAAGGAAUGUUGUCUUCGGUUGAGCAGGCGUUUGUGGGGAGGGAUGAAAAACGAGCUCCCCUAGAAACGCCUGCGUGGGAGGCUAAGGGUCUUCCGGAGGUCGUCAAAACUGCCGAGUGCCGUUUUAACAGUCAUAAACUUGCCGCUUGAAUGACUAAGCUUUCUUGAAUUGAAGUCUAAUGGUAAACUCAGUGACCUAGUGGUCUAAAGGAAAUGUGCUCUCUUGUGGAUGAGAAGUAAAGACACCCUCAAUUACCUCUGUGCAGUUGUGCGUACAACAGUAAGUCAAGCUUGUUUCCUGCAAUAUGGGAAGGGCCUGGAAUAAACUAUUGGAGAAAGUUGCCGCCCAUUAAUUCACCAAAGGUAUUAUGAUCUACUCUCCCUCCAGUGUUAAACGGAGCACUUUGAUCGCCGGACCAAUCUAGGUCACUUAACUCAGCCAAGGUAAAGAAUCAAGGUGAGAGAAACAAUAAAGUAGAACCGACAUAUUUUUGCCCUUUUCAACUCCACGGCAAUAAACUCUAACCUCUCUCUUUCAAGAUCAGCCGGCCGUGUAGCUAACAUAUUGGCUUUUACAACCAAAAGCACACAACCCCCAGAUCAGUCGUAUCUAUCUCGUGGAGUGGCUGGGAAGGAUCUCACCGUCCACUAUAGUUGAGUUCAGCCAUGUCUCACAACCGCCGAUGACAUCAAAAUCUCCACCGUAAACUAGCUGCUGCAGCAGAGUGGAUUUAGCGACUUUGAUCGAACAAUCGUAAUGGGUGGUCACAGAGGCUAAAAAAACUUCUAGCGUUAAGGUAAAGGGCGCGAAGAUCGUCACUCCGGGAAUCUUCGUGCACGUUUGGAGCUGAGGACCCAUGCGGUCUAUUUUCAUUUGAACGUGACAUAUUUGGCCGCCAAACAUUUGAAGUUUGACAAUCGCUAUAGCAAUUGUCGCGCCAAAGGUUUAUGUUGUUGACAUGUUUUGUUUUCCUUAAAAUGACCACGCAGUAUCGCAAAAUUCCAGGAAUAGAUUUCGAAUAAGUUUCUUGGGAAGCAGGGUCAUGUAUGGGGGAUUCGCUCUGUUAGAUUAUUUUCUACCAAUGGCAGUACCUGUUUAGUUGAGUGAAAGCCUAGGAGUAUAACAAAAAUUACUUUAAAUCUCAGGGUGUAACGUAUGGAGACUAAUGGAAAUGGCUGUAGUUUGGAAGUGAUUAUCAGUAAUCCUUUUAUAUUUACUGUCUUAUCAGAGAAUGUUUUUUUUAAACAGGCGUCGAGGGGCCCGUUACACAAGGCUUCCAUCAGUGGACAAUACGAGACCGUCAAGACGCUUCUUCAAAAUGGUGAAGAUGUGGAUCAAAGAGAUCAGGUCUUAGUCUUCUCAUGCUUGUAUAAUUUUAGUGUGAAGCCCGUCUUCAGCGCCACAAGUGGUCCUGAGACCACAAAGGCAUGCUUAAAUUCAAUUUGAUUAGUUGGCUCUUUGAAGUAACGGCGUUUCCAUAUUAGCGGAGCUCUUGCGCGCCCGAAGCUCGCGCAGCGGAGCACCAUCGGUAAGAAGAUUUGGUUGUCUUAUGUAUCCGAGAAAUUUUGGUUGUGACUUGUAGUCACGUAAUCGUACGUCCGUCCGCACCACAGACAUUACAAUGUUAAACGACUCAAUCAACAGGUAUGACAACCCAAACGCAACUCGAGGACUUUUUUGGCGGGAAAUCGCAUGGCCACCCGCGUCUUGUGAAGCCGAGACAAUUAGAGAGUCAAUAAAGACAAAAAGGAAGGCGAAAAUUGUUUCUAUACCCGUGUUGUCUAAAGUAUUAAGCUUAGAUUUAUUCUCAUGUUCACAAAUUUGGAAUAUAGAGAAAGACAGAGAAAACGAGAAAGUGGGGGACAGGCUAGUGAAGCUCAACGAGAAAAGGAGCGACAGACAGCUAUUCACAACACUCAUAAUGAUAAGCAAAGGUUGAAAUACGCUUAAUUAACAGGUGUUUCACGUCUAGUCAAAACGUCUCGCGUUCGAUUACAUAACGUUCGAUGAUAAAUCCUGAUUUGGCGUAGAAAUCACUCAUUCUACCUCAGUUUUCGGGGUGAACGGCCCAACCUCUCACCCAAUGAAAUCGCGUGGGUCUUGUUACUAUCUCCCCCCAUUAAAGCCAAGCUGUCUCAACUUGGUUAAGUUAAGUUCGGAUCAAUCGUGAAUAUGAAUGUUGCGGAAUAGAUUUGUAUUUCUCAGGCGCGGUCCACACAUAUCCCUUUUUGCUUGAAAACGAGUAUUUUUUCUCCUGUUUGGCCUACCGUCCACUCGAAUUCGGUGAAAACGGUCACCGAAAACGCAUCUUUUCAAAAACGCUCUCCAGAGUGGAGAUUUUUGAAAACGCCGGCUUUUCGUCUACGUGUGGACGGACGAAAACGGAGGUUUUCGAAUACGAUGAUGUCGUACAUGUACAUCAUAUACUUCUAGCGUGACGCAUGUUCAAUAAGGGAUGCUAUCGUAUUUCCAUCGUUUUAGGGUUUUCGUGUGGACGGGCGAAAACGACUCGAAUACGUUACGCGUGAAUGCGUGUUUUUUUAAAAAAGGAGGAAAAAAUCUUAGUUUUCAAAAAUAUCCGGAUACGUGUGGACGAGCCUCAUUGUACGCUGCCUCAAGGGUGAUUGUCGGCCUUUAAGUGGCAUUCAGUUUUUAUGAUUUGUUUCCAGUUUUCUCUGACACCUCUUCACCUUGCCUGCUGGUAUGGACAGGAAGCUGUGGUUGAACUUUUAUUAGAACGUGGAGCGAGCGUCAACGCCGUAGACAGGGUAAGUUUACCAAGGGACCUUUGUGAGAACACCUUUACAGUGAAUGUGCCGCAAAAGUGGACCACAGUAGCUUGUCGGCGAAUUUACCACACCUCUGUCUGGCUCGCGUUAAGUGUAUUUUGAUGUCAAAUUAAUCGCGAUUCCGGUGGUUUUUACACUAUCCUCUCCUCUCCUGUUAAGUUACCUUAAUCUGUUAGAACGUUUUUCCUUUGUCCGCAUAGUUAGCAGAUCGAUGUUUUUAACAAAGGGAGUGCAAUUGUAUUUACUUAUCAGUCUGCCUAUUCUGGUUUUAGUUUCAGCGUACCCCUCUGCAAAAAGCUGAACGUCGAAGCCAUCACUCCAUAGUGAAGUUGCUUUUUAAGAAUAACGCCAGACGAAGUUUUCAUCAACCAGUAAGAUAUCAGAUUAUGUCUUUCCCAUGUCCUCAAACUUUUCCAAAACACGAAAAGGCUCUAUUAAAUUAUUUAGAUUUUUCUCCCCUUGCUUAAUUUCCAUACAUAGUGAGUAGCAAAAUAGAAUAACAUAAACGUUCUUUUGCAGUUCUCGUAUCCUUUGCUGAAAAUGUUCAAGGCCACAUUAGAAGCAAUAUAUCCUCGCUUUUACUUAGGUUAUAUCGUUAAAAAAAAAUUGUGUUCAUCUAUAUGAUUGACUGUAUAUCAGUCGUCAGUCUAUGAAUGUAUGCCAUUCGUUUACUUCUCUUACGAAUAGUGUAAUAGUAAUUUUAAUUUUCAGUGAAAAAAAACCUUGUACCAGAAUAAUUUAAAGAAUAUUGCAUUCUUUUUUACAUUUUUCAAGGGCUAAAGAUGUAAUUAGUCAUCUGUAAUAACACUAAAGAAAAUUUCUCAUGGGCUUCCGAGAGCAUAAAUGUCGAAUUUCACAAGAAUUGUGAAAACACAGGUAAAAUUCUGACAAUUUCAUGUGUAAGAUGUCAUUUUGUGAAAUUUGACAUUCAUUUUCUUGGGCUCCGAUAAGAAAUUUUCUUUGGUGUUAUUACAGAUGACUAAUUACAUAUUUAGGCCUAUAAAAAUGUAAAAAAGAAUGCAAUAUGCUUUAAAUUAUUCUGGUGCAAGAUUUUUGUCCACUGACAAUUAAAAUUACUCAAUUUCCUGGUGGAUUCCGUCUUAAAUCUAAUCCCCGUGACACUUGGUAUUCGUUGUUUGGCGCUAUAGUGGAUAAGAAGUUACUUUUCAAACAGAAUGCAAUGUGUUGAAUUUAAUGGCCAUCGUUUGUUAUCAAAAUAUGGGUUCCCUCAGGGUUCUAUCCUCCGACCUCUUUUUUCUUACCUUACAUUAGCGACAUUAACAAUGCUUCUAGCUUAUCAAAUUUGAUGUGUUUGUCGACGAUACCAAUGUAUUCAUGUCACCUAACGAUCCGGACUUUCUUUCAGAUAUGUUAAAUUUUGAGAUGGGCAAACUGUCAAUCUAGUAGUUUAAAGCGAACAAACUUUCUCUAAAUCUAAAAAGAGACUACAUAUAUGGUUUUCCAACCAAGUAAAAAACGUACGGAUUGCGAUAUUCAAAUACCUAUAGAUUAUUUAACAUAUCGUUUGAAUGUAGGAGAAAAUUUUUUAUGAAUAAUUUUGGAUGAAAACCUAAAUUGAAGUCGGAAAUAUGGCAUGUCGCAAGCAAAGUUGUGUAGUUAAUCGGUGUAAUACUUAAAUACAGCUUUUACCUUCUACCUUUUAUAAGCAGCUCCAAUAUACCGUGAAAAUUAAUCGAGAGUUAAUGACAUCCUGAUGAUGUUCUCUCUGACUUCGCUCAAUAGUUGACCCUUUUUAUUACAGCUCAGCCUGAAGAAACUCUCGAGAGAUGCGUUCUUAAAAGUGGAUAGACGAUCUGGAUUAAAUUUGCUACAAGCUGCUGUAUUUGGAGGGAAAUAUAGCAUGAUUUCCAAAGCUCAUGGCCUUCUUGACUACUUUGUAACAGGGAUGAAGUCUUUAAGAACAGGGAAAGAUGCAAACAUUUUCCCAGGGAAGACGGCAGUUAACAUCUUAUCUCUUCUGGAGAAGAAAAGAGAAAGUCAUGUUGCUAUCGAAAGGCUUUACCAAGACCGGGUCAGGAACGAAGAUAGAUCCACAAAGCUACAGCAGUGCAUAUUUAGCGAUGAUGUGGAAGAGGCGGUAGAGCUUGUAUUAAAUGAAGGUGCAGAUGUAAAUACCCCCGGCCCAUAUGAUUGUACACCGUUGCUGUGGGCAAGUCUUUCAUCCUCAAGUAAGUUUAUCGGGACCCUCCUUGAUCUUGGGGCUGACGUCAAUGCCCAAGGAACAGAAAGCAAAGUGACGCCGUUAAUAUUGGCAAUUCAGUGGAACCACUAUAUGGCAUCUCGCUUGUUAUUAAUGCAUGGAGCGGAUGUAAACGUUCUUGAUAGUCAUGGACAUGCGCCACUGCAUUUGUCGGUAAGAAAUGGUUACAUAAAUCUUGUCAGUUUGUUACUUCAAAACAAAGCAAAAGUAAACAUUCAAGAUAAAGAUGGAGCAGCGCCCAUUCACUGGUCAGUAAAGAAAGCUGACGAAAAGCUUGCAAGAUUGUUACUUGCCAACGCCGCGGAUGUAAAUAUUCAAGAUGGGGAUGGAAUAACACCGCUGCAUUUGUCCGUCAGGAUGGGUAGGGAAAAUCUCGCUACACUGUUACUAGAAAACAACGCCGAUGUGAAUGUUCAGAAUAAAGACGGGCAAGCACCACUGCACUUGUCGGUGGAGAACGGAAGCGAAACCCUCGUCAGCUUGUUAAUUAAAAGGAAAGCUAAUGUUAAUGUUCAAGAUAAGGACGGAGAAGCACCACUUCAUUGGUCGGUAAGAAAGGGUGACGGGAAACUGGUAAGCCUUUUACUUAACCAAAGCGUGGAGGUGAAUAUGAAAAACAAUGAUGGGGAAACACCAUUGCAUCUUUCUAUCAGAAAUAAUGACGAAAACCUCGUCAGAUUGUUACUUGAACAUAGGGCUGAAAUAGAUACUAAAGAUAAUGAUGGAGAAGCGCCACUCCACCUGCCAAUCAGGAUGGGUUACGAAAACCUCGUGAGACUGUUACUUCAACGCCGACCGGAUGUUAAUAUUCAGGAUCAACAUGGGACAGCACCAAUACACUUGUCCGUCAGGAUGAGUAACGCAACCUUUGUAACACUGUUACUUGAGCACGGCGCUGAUGUUAAUAUUCAAGAUAAUGAAGGAGAAGCACCUCUCAAUUUGUCAGUCAGGAUGGGUAACGUCCAUCUCGUCAAGAUUUUACUUAAAAACAAUGCAGAUGUAAAUAUUCAAAAUGAUGACGGGAAAACACCCUUGCACUUGGCUGUGUUGAACGGUCACAGAAGGCUCGUCAGCUUGUUAAUUGAAGAGGAAGCAGAUGUGAAUAUUCAAGACACUGGUGGAAAAACACCAUUGUACCUGUCAACCAGAAAGGGUGGCUUAAACAUCAUGAGACUGUUACUUGCAAAGGCCGCGGAUAAGAAUAUUCGAGACAAUGAUGGGGUAUCGCCGCUGCACAUAUCAGUCAGAAUGGGUAACGAAAGCUUUGUCAGAUUACUACUCGAAAGUGGAGCGAAUGUAGAAAUUCAAGCUAAUGACGGAAAAGUCCCGCUGCACUGGUCAGUAAUAGAGGGAGACAAAAACCUUACCAAGUUACUAAUUCACCACAACGCGGAUGUAAAUAUUCAAGAAAAUGGUGGAGAAACGUCCCUGCACUUGUCAGUGAAGAAAGGUGACGAAAGCCUCGUCAAAUUGAUACUUAAUAAUACCUUGGAUGUCAAUGUUCAAGACAAACGAGGGUACGCACCGCUACAUUUGUCAGUCAUAAAAGGUCACGAAAACCUGGUCAGGUUGUUACUUGAACAAAAGGCGGAUGUAAAUAUUCGAGAUCAUAAUGGAGAAACACCUUUACACUGGUCGGUCAGGGAGGGUCGCAAACACCUUCUCAAGGUGUUGAUCGACAACAAUGCCGAUGUAAAUAUCCAAGAUGGCAAUGGAGAGACGCCUUUACACCGGUCAGUUACAAGGGGUGACGAAAACCUCGCCAACCUCUUACUUGCAAGCAACGCGAAUGUAAACAUUCAAGAUUAUGCGGGAGAAACACCGCUUCAUUUGUCUGUGAAAAAGGGUGACAGAAACCUCACCAGAUUGUUAAUUGACGGCAACGCUGAUAUAAAUAUUGUAGAAAACGAUCGUGCAACUCCACUCCAUUUGUCGGUGAGGAAUGGUGACGAAAGCCUCGUCCUGUUGCUGCUCAAAAUUAUCCGGGACGUCAAUGCUCAAGAUCUUCUUGGACACACACCAUUACACUGGGCGGUCAUUAAAGGAGACGAAAACCUGGUAAGCUUGUUACUUGCAAACAACGCUGACGUCAAUAUUCCAGAUAAAGAAGGAUUUUUGCCACUGCACCUAUCUGCCAGUUGUAAGGACAGAAAUAACAGCAACAUAAUCGAUCUGCUAGUAAAGCACGGAGUGCAAACUAUUGAAAUCCUUGAUGCAGAAGGUUUGACUCCGUUGCAAAUGGCAGUGAGAUGUUAUAACAUACAAGCUGUGAAAAAGCUCGUUGAUCUCGGUGCAGACAUCAGUAAAGUGACAGCUGAUGGCAAGGAUGCUACUAAAUUUGAAUGCUUGAAGAGAGAGAGUGCCGAGGAAAGUGAAGACACGGUUUCUUAA
This is a messenger RNA of Porites lobata, 20234 nucleotides long. Lineage: Eukaryota; Metazoa; Cnidaria; Anthozoa; Scleractinia; Poritidae. The record is from the annotation of a GenBank genome assembly.